AUGGAUCUCGUGUUCCUGGUUAUCAAUGGCGUGGGGAUGAUUUUGGACCUGCUGGUCAUCUUGCUGGAUGUCAACUUCUUCCUUGUUUCCACACUGGUUUCGAUCCUCCUCUGGCUCAUCGCCUUUGCUUACAACUUGCCCAAUGCCUUGGUGGGUUGCAUGAUCCACUGCUGGAAUGGGAUAGUGUUGUUCUUGCUGUGUGUCGUGGAGGCCUUGUACUACCUGACUCUGGGCUCUGUACAUGCCAUCUUCAACUUGCUGCGUGGUUUGUGCUCCAGCAUGGAAAGCCUGAAAGUAGUGGGGCACCUGUUCACCCAUCUGAUGUUGAGGAGCAAAGAAGUGAUGCACCGAGGGCUCUGGAACCUGGUUGGAUCCGGCCAGUCGCUUCUGAGGCAGGUGUGUGAAGUGUGCGCCAUCGCCAUGAGCCUUGUGGCUUACUUUGUCAACAGCAUCAUCAACAUCUGCCUCAUUGGGACCCAAAACCUUUUCUCCCUGGGGCUGAUACUGUGGGAAACGAUUGUCAGCCCUUUCCUGAGCGUCACGGACAUUUUUGCUGCUUUCCUCGCACGCUUGUCCAGCAGUGCCAUCGCGAUGUCCAUCCUCCUGUGGUCUCCUUGCCAGCUGGCGUUCGAUCUCCUUGCCUCCAUGAGCAAGCUGCUGAUUAACGUCUUCUUCCUCAACCUUUACGGCUUAGUGUUGCUGUCGGGGCUGGUUGCUGCCUGCGCCUUAACCCUCAACCCUCAGCUGACGUGGACGCUGGUGGACCAGGUGACUGGCUACUUGAACUCUAUGCCUUCCUACCACCGGGUGCGCAGGGACUUGUGCCGCCUCUACCAAGUUGUGCUCUUAUCGCUGGACAUGAUCUUGAGCUCGCAAGCCUGGCGCAGGUUGGCAGACUGGGGUCUCCAGAUGGCCAACUGGAACCGAGGGGGCAGGGGAGCUCACCACCGCGGGGAUCAACAGCAAGAAUGGCUACCAUUCUUGGCCUAUAUUCUAAGACUACCUUCUCUUAGGGUAGCUUAUCCAAGACGACAGGGGUUCUCUGCUGCCAGUCAGCAGGCCGCAGUGCCCGCCCGCCAAGCACAGCAGUUAACCCGAGGCAGUGGAAACCAGCAUAGAAGAGACAUUGAUCUGGGACCAGCUGCGCAACUGAGUGUUCUGGCUGGCCGGCAGCCCCAGACUCAGAGCGAGGGUCCAAGCACGUCACAUACCAAACCUGCAACAAAAGAGCAGUUAAAUGCUCUGGAGGAGGACAGUGACCCGUGGCUUCUUCUGAAAGAGCAAGAGGAACGGAAGAAGUGCGUUAUUUGUCAGGACCAAACAAAGACAGUCUUGCUGCUUCCCUGCCGCCACCUUUGCCUCUGCGAAGAAUGUACUGAAAUCUUGCUGCAGCAGGCCGCAUACCAGCGCAAUUGCCCGCUCUGCCGGCAGAUGAUCCUGCAGACUCUCAAUGUCUACCUGUAAACGCCGCUGGGGAGAACUUUAUUAUCUACAUUCCACCAGACUUUCCAGGCGCACGGAGUGGUGUCUCUCACCUUUGUGCUCACUGCUUUCU
Messenger RNA from Euleptes europaea (tarantolino), 1555 nucleotides. RefSeq names its product ring finger protein 26 (gene RNF26). The coding region runs from base 1 to 1464 and encodes 487 amino acids. The transcript has a single exon. The record is from RefSeq and is a predicted model, not a curated record. Gene Ontology annotation, biological process: ubiquitin-dependent protein catabolic process; protein ubiquitination. Lineage: Eukaryota; Metazoa; Chordata; Lepidosauria; Squamata; Sphaerodactylidae. Gene Ontology annotation, molecular function: ubiquitin protein ligase activity.